UAAACUGAUGAUCUAUAAUCCGGAAUCGCCGAAGUCCCGACAAGCCCGGAUUAACGACUUUUGACUGUAGUACCAAAACUGAUUCAAGACCAAACUCUAUGCUCAGACUGAUUUGAAUGUCACAGUUGUAAACAAAGAAAACUUUCUGAAUUUGCAGAUGGAUGGACACCACAGAAAUUUUGAAAAAUAUUCAACACUUUCAUGAAAUUAUCUUACCUAAAGCAUGCUGUUCUUCCAACUGGAAUGAAGAAAAUAUUACUAAUGCAUUUUUAUGGGCUCAGUACUGUGAGCAGAUGUAUCAGAACUUGUCUAAUGAUCCUGAUAGGAAAAAAGUAGAUGAGUUAAUACACACUAUCAGUGAAAAUUUUACAAAUAAGAAUUCUUCCCUAUGUCUUGAAGAUUUAAAAAGGUCUACUGUUGCACUAAUUCAGGCAUUCUAUGGAAAUCCUAGUAUUGAAAAUGAUAUUGUUGAAGUAGUGUUGUUAAAAAUUAAAUCUGAAGAAACUAAUUUUAAACAGGAUUUGAAUGAUGUUGCAGAAUUGGAUUUAUUAUGUUUUGAAGUAAUUGAAGCAUUGAAACCUAUCACUGUUAUUAAUUCUGACAGAUCUUUAUACUAUGAAGUAAAAGCUGAAAUAUUUUUAGAUUAUUUGAAAGCUGUACUUGAAGAAUUGACUACAGAAGAGCAAAUUGAAACAAGUUUAUCAAAGGCAUUUGAGUCACUUUGUGAAAAUGAAGAUAAAAUGGCAAUUCUCUUGCACAUACUUAUGCACAGAGAGGAAGAAACUACAAAGGAAGUUCAAGAAAUUCAAGAGUUUGCAGUAAGCUGGAUGUUGCUGAAACUUCUUUCAAAUAAAAAUGAUUCUUUAAAUCAUUUCAUAUGGAAACAGUCUGCAACUAAAUUACGUACUAUAGCCGUUAACAAUUCUGCAUUUUAUAACUUUUAUUCAGAUUUUUUAGUUAAUUGUAUCAAUAUGUUAGAGUGCAGUUCUGAUCUUGCUGGCAGUGAGUGGAAAUCAAGGCAGAUAUCAAAUGAUGCAAGACUUUCACGGGAUGCAGUUUUAAAUCACUACAAGUGUUUGCUGAGUGCUAAUGAUGAUGUUUGUCAUGCUACAAGAGAAAAUUUGUUAAGACUAGUUGCUCAAGGAGAUACACCUAUCUGGAAUGAAAUUCUGUCCUUUGCUUUAUAGGUUUCUGAUUGUUGUUUCGGUCUAUUAUACAAAGACACCAUAUUUAUUUGAAGUCAUAUAUUUAUUUUAUUGCAUAUAAUUGUGUGGACUUUUAUAAUAUUCUGAAUUUUUCUCUAGGAAUGAACUAAUAAGGUUUUUUAUUUCAAGUUAAUAAUUUUUCUCUUCUGUAGAUGUUAUUAUAAAUGCAAGUGGACAAUUACUGUAUAUUCUGGUCAGAUAAUUUAUCAACUGUGUAAUCUGUUUGCAAUGUGUAAACACAAAAAUCGAUUAUUGCAUGUUUAUUUCAGAUUCAGAGAAAGUCUUUAAACUCUAAUUUGUUAUUGCUAUUAUCUUGUUUUAAAUCUAUUGAUAAACCUGACUUUUGCAGUGCAUUCAUUAUACAUAGAUAUUCCUCUAGAAGAUUGCAUAUACAUAGGAAAUAAACUUCUGCAAACUGAAUCAUACCACUAUUUACUUUUUGAGUAGGAUGCACGUUUACAAGUAUAUUUUGUGUAUAUGCUAUGUGAAAUUAUAUACAUGUGUAGGAAACAAAAUUAUCUAUUUAGGAAUCCUUAUUCAUUUUCUCAAAUUUUUAUGAUAUUAAUUAAUGUGGAUUAUUUUUAAAUAAUAGGAAACAAUAUUAAGUAAAAUGAGAUAAAGUAUGAAAUAAGUUUAAUUUGAAAAUGUCAUUUAAGUACAUACUGAAAUGAUAUUCAUUAUAGGAUUUAUUUAAAUCUAUGUCAGAAUUAAAUUAUUCACCAAAGAAAUCAGAACGUUUUGAUCAAUACUAGUAUAUUUUAAAGAGCAUUUACUACUUCAUUCACUAAUCAUUUCAUACAUAUAAAUAAAACAAAAUGCGUUAUACAUAUGAAAAAAUAUUAAUUACUCAGUUUACAAAAUGCAUCUAAAUCUUUUUUAAAGCUUGGAUUGUUUUUCUGUGCUGUUAGAAAUUUGAAUAUUGAUGUAAAAUAUUCUUUAUUUAUUUAUUUGAUUUUUUCCCAUGUUUUAAAAAUCUAUGUCAUUCUUGCAUAAUAAUGUUAAAUUUUCAAAGAUAAUAUGUCAUAUUAGUAUCAUAAUGCUAAAAUUCAGAACAUUUUACCAACCAUAAUUACAUUUUCAUUUCAAAAUCAUACUCAAAUGAUUUUUUUUCUGUGCUUUUUCUAUUGGAAAUGGUAUAUAAAGUUUACAAUUUUGCCAAUUUUUUCCAAUUAAGUUUGCAUCUAAAGAAACUUUAUUUAAUAAAUGAUUGAUAAGGAUUUUCUAACUGCAAAUUGCUUUGCAGAGGGCAGUAUAAAAAUUUUAAUUUCAAAUACCUUUAGUAAAAGGUUACAUGUGUCCAAGAUUGCAACAGUUUGAAAACAUAUCUGAUUUGAUACUUUUCUUAAAUUGGCCUGACAACCUUUAAUUUAAACGGUAUUGUGAUGUGCCUUUUAUUUUGUUUUAUUUUGUUUUUAUAAUUGUUGUGUUUUUAAAUAUCCUGUAUAUACACAAUACAUGUAUAUGACAAUGUCAAAUGUGAUCAUAAUGCAUGUGGUGAAUAAAAUAAAAUGAAGGAAAAUUAAUUAUUAAAAUUA
Messenger RNA from Stegodyphus dumicola, 2740 nucleotides. RefSeq lists its product as uncharacterized. Gene Ontology annotation, cellular component: Fanconi anaemia nuclear complex. The record is from RefSeq and is a predicted model, not a curated record. Gene Ontology annotation, biological process: interstrand cross-link repair. Lineage: Eukaryota; Metazoa; Arthropoda; Arachnida; Araneae; Eresidae.